Molecule: messenger RNA, 1409 nt
Organism: Nematolebias whitei (Rio pearlfish)
Lineage: Eukaryota; Metazoa; Chordata; Actinopteri; Cyprinodontiformes; Rivulidae
Gene: gpn1
Product: GPN-loop GTPase 1
Exons: 13
Coding region: 37-1197 (386 amino acids)
Molecular function (GO): GTPase activity
Source: RefSeq, a predicted model, not a curated record
CUCUGACGGCAGUCGUUUGCUUUAGCACCCCCCAACAUGGCAGCAGCUGCUCCGACACAUUUAUCCGAGAACCUGGACGGUUCGGGACCGGGAGAAGCCGGCGGACCGAACUCCCCGGUGUGUCUCAUCGUUCUCGGGAUGGCGGGCUCGGGUAAAACCACUUUCGUUCAGAGGCUGACGGCUCACCUUCACUCUCUGAAAUCUCCUCCGUACGUCAUCAACCUAGACCCAGCUGUUCACGAGAUUCCAUUUCCUGCAAAUAUCGACAUUAGAGAUACUGUCAACUACAAAGAAGUGAUGAAGCAAUAUGGCCUUGGACCCAAUGGCGGCAUUGUGACAUCACUCAACCUGUUUACCACACGCUUUGAUCAGGUGAUGCAGUUCAUCGAGAAGAAGAGGCAGAACCACCAGUACGUUCUGAUUGACACUCCGGGGCAGAUUGAAGUCUUCACCUGGUCGGCAUCAGGAAGCAUCAUCACAGAGGCUCUGGCAUCAUCCUUCCCCUGUGUGGUCAUCUACGUGAUGGACACGUCUCGCAGCGUGAACCCCGUCACCUUUAUGUCCAAUAUGUUGUACGCCUGCAGCAUCCUCUACAAGACCAAGCUGCCCUUCAUUGUCGCCAUGAACAAGACAGACAUCAUCGACCACAGCUUUGCCGUGGAGUGGAUGCAGGACUUUGAGGUCUUCCAGGACGCUCUGAACCAGGAGACGUCCUAUGUGAGCAACCUGACCCGGUCCAUGAGCCUGGUUCUGGAUGAGUUCUACACAAACUUGAGGGUGGUGGGCGUGUCUGCUGUGACAGGAAGUGGACUGGAUCAGCUGUUCGUUCAGGUGGAAGAUGCCGCCAAAGAGUAUGAGAGGGACUACCGGCCUGAAUAUGAACGACUCCGCAGGCAGCUGGCAGAGGCUCAGAGCAGGAAGCAGCUGGAGCAGAUGGAGCGUCUCAGGAAGGACCUGGGGGCUGUAAGCAUGACCCCUUCUCCAGGGGAAGCUGACAUGGCAGGACCUAGUGACCUCAUCAUAACCCGCAGCAAUCCCAACAAUGACGAGGACUCUGUGGACAGCGAUACGGACGACAUUGACCACAGCGCGACGGAGGAGAGCAAAGAGAACGACUCUUUUGGAAACUUCCUGAAGGAAAGAAAAGAAGUGGUUCAGCUGCGAAACAGGAAGCACGGGAUGCCUGACGUGCCUUGACCUUUGACCCCUGACGUGGGUGCCCCACCCUGUUUUUUGAACACAGACUAUAAUCUGGAUUUGGUCCAGUCUUUGUACAGGUGAUCAUGUGACUUUGACCGCAGUCGUUCAGCUGCUUCACCUUAAGAGGAACGUCACGUUUUUACAACAAAACUUCAUUUUUGUUACGUUUGUUCGUUUAAUAGCUGAAAGAGUUUGAUGUGUAAAAUAAA